AUGCCUCAAUUCCGGAAUCUUACUAAGAAACACAUUGCCGCAAUUUGUGGAUCUGUCAUGCGAAAAAAAACCCAAGUCAAAAGCUCUAAUUUUGGCAUCGACGAUCACCAAAAAUUUUUAAAGGACAAACGCUCACCCCAUUCGCGUCUCAUUCGCAGUCUGACCAUAACCGAAUUAAGUCAACCCAACCUCAUUUUUCGUGCUCAGGAGCGUCGUUCAUUGCAAUUUUGGAAUAUAUCCCACCAGGCUUGGCAAGAUGCCUUUGCAAAGCCUCUAGAAGAAGAAAAGCACGACCGCGUGUCCUCCUUCCUAGAUAGGCUGUGGAUUCGUGCUGUAAGUCUGUGCGAUCAAACCAACAAUUCCACAACUGAACUGCCCGCGCGCACGCAGUCCUCCGUGGCAUCAAUUACUGCAUCCAAUACGCUGGAAGUUAUACCCUCGUGUCAAACGUUGGCGGACGCUAAUGGCGACGUGACGAAGGCUGAGACUGCUUCCUGCCACGAGGAAACAGCGUCUGUUCAUACAAACAUCGAGACAUCCGAAAUGGUACCCGAAGACGGAACAAUGGUAGAAAGUACAACUGAUGCGUAUUAUGCAAAUGCAGUGAACGAAACGCCAAAAUACGAUGCGCUCGAGUCUACAACAUCCGAAAUGGACUCAUUCGAAGAUCUCGUUGAAACUUCUGACGCGGAUAAGACGGAACCUUUUGCUGCUGCGCACGGAUUAAACAGCUCCUCCGAAGAAGAUACCACUACCGCACCGAAGUCGAUGGAUUCUGAACCGAAGGCUACCCUCGAAGUCCCGUCAUCAUCUAAAGUUUCAUCUAUCGCCGUAGAAGUCGCAACAGAGGCUACUACAGUACCAGCUUUUUGCAUCGUCUGUGCUUCCUUGAACAACCUUUACGCCGUUACUUUGGGUCCGGUCAACCGAAGCGACUUGCAGCUAUCUAAGGACACACCGGCAGACAGCAAAACCAAAUUGAGCAAGCCGCAAGUGCUGCUCUGUCAGAAAUGCGCUUUACGCUGUCGAAUGUCGGCCGUCAAAGUUGCCUCUUCUGCCAAGACUAGAACGACAGAUGCCUUAGGUGAAUGGUUUCGCAGGCGCAACCAGGAUGGCGAAGUUUCUCUGGGCUGUGAAACGGAGCCGAUUUGCCCAGCAACACAAGUUCCCUCUCCAGACUCUUGUGACACCUGUUUUCUGGCAGAACUUCUUAGCUACUUCCAGAGGGUUCUGUUGCCGCUGCAAGAUCAGCUCACGGAGUCCUCGACACCGGACGAUUGCCCAGCUGUCGAACCGUUAGGCUCUCUCCUCUUUCUCGCAUGCACGACUCGUCCAGUCAAACCAGAGGAGAAAUCGAACUGGGAUCUAUUUAACAGGUAUUACUAA
This is a messenger RNA of Dibothriocephalus latus, 1386 nucleotides long. Lineage: Eukaryota; Metazoa; Platyhelminthes; Cestoda; Diphyllobothriidea; Diphyllobothriidae. The record is from the annotation of a GenBank genome assembly.